CUUAUAAGUUAUGCCUUCUCCCUACUCUUUCCUUCCUGUAACGCGAAUCUCUUAAAAAAAGAUCGUCGGAACGAUUCUGCUUUCCUGCUUCCCAAGGUCGUCCUCUAUACCCUGCGAGAUUGCAUCAUUCAGUAUCGCCGUUCUUGCUUUCGACCUUCAAAUCCUCAAGUUAGUGUGCUUUCAUCUCGAAAUUUUUGCUUGGUUGAACUCAAUUUUGAGUUGAGUGCUGCUUCGAGAUCUCUCGAGGGUGAUACCUGCUUCUGUUACUGAAUCUCUGUAACAAUGUUCUUUGAAGGAUAUGGAUACCAUGGAACAUCGUUUGAACAGACAUACCAUUGCUACCCUGCUUCUUUUAUUGAUAAGCCUCAGUUGGAAAGUGGCGACAAGAUUAUAAUGCCUCCCUCAGCCCUUGACCGUCUUGCAUCCCUUCAUAUUGAUUAUCCAAUGUUGUUUGAGCUUCGGAAUGCUGCUGCUGAGCGGGUUUCACAUUGCGGUGUGCUGGAGUUCAUCGCUGAAGAAGGCAUGAUAUACAUGCCAUAUUGGAUGAUGGAAAACAUGCUGUUACAAGAAGGAGACACUGUGCGGGUGAAAAACGUGACACUUCCAAAAGGGACAUAUGUAAAAUUGCAGCCUCACACAAAGGACUUCUUAGAUAUCUCCAACCCAAAAGCCAUCUUGGAGACUACAUUGAGGAAUUUCUCCUGCUUAACCACUGGGGAUAGUAUCAUGGUAGCCUAUAACAAUAAGAAGUAUUACAUAGAUAUCAUAGAAUCAAAGCCUUCUAAUGCGAUAAGUAUCAUUGAGACAGAUUGUGAGGUGGACUUUGCACCCCCUCUUGAUUAUAAGGAACCCGAAAGACUGGCGCCAUCAGUGCCUACAAGCAAGGCUCCUGCUCCAGUUGAAGAGGCUGUGCCAGAACCAAAGUUCAACCCAUUUACUGGUGCUGGGAGACGCUUGGAUGGCAAGCCCUUGAAGAAUCAGCCACCUCCAGUUUCAUCCCCCACAUCCAAAAACAAACAGGUAGGGGCAGCCAACAGUGGACCUCCAGCAGUGUCUACUUCACAAAGUACUCGUCAACCCCAGGGAAAGCUUGUGUUUGGAUCAACUGUGAAUCAUGGUCAAAAAGAAACCCAAAAACAAUCUUCGAAGGACACAAAGCAAGAGCAGGUCCCAAAGAAAGAAGAUCCAAAGUUUCAAGCAUUCACAGGGAAGAAGUAUUCAUUGAAGGGGUGACCUGAUCCUCACUUGUUGGUAUAAUGCACCCCUUCCUUUUGCUUCACUUCUCAUCACGUGGAUUAGGAAAUACAAAUGUUUUGUAUUAUAAACAAGAUAGUAAAUUAUGUGUUCAGUUCAAUAGAAAAAAAUUUGCACUGGUAAAAUGCUCAGGAACUUAAAUAUGUCUCAAAUGGAAUUUGCCGGUUGGAAAAUAUUUAUUAAUAUAGAAAAGGAUAAAAUAAGUGUAAUAUGAUUGGGCCUUCGUUUCCGGCA
This is a messenger RNA of Macadamia integrifolia, 1488 nucleotides long. Its product is annotated as ubiquitin fusion degradation protein 1 homolog. The coding region runs from base 283 to 1233 and encodes 316 amino acids. Gene Ontology annotation, cellular component: VCP-NPL4-UFD1 AAA ATPase complex. Gene Ontology annotation, molecular function: polyubiquitin modification-dependent protein binding. The transcript has 10 exons. The record is from RefSeq and is a predicted model, not a curated record. Lineage: Eukaryota; Viridiplantae; Streptophyta; Magnoliopsida; Proteales; Proteaceae.